Tauraco erythrolophus (red-crested turaco) is the source of this 1302-nucleotide messenger RNA. It is a transcript of the gene CREB3L3, whose product is annotated as cAMP responsive element binding protein 3 like 3. Gene Ontology annotation, cellular component: nucleus. Gene Ontology annotation, molecular function: DNA-binding transcription factor activity, RNA polymerase II-specific; RNA polymerase II cis-regulatory region sequence-specific DNA binding. The record is from RefSeq and is a predicted model, not a curated record. Gene Ontology annotation, biological process: regulation of transcription by RNA polymerase II. NCBI's taxonomy places the organism in Eukaryota, Metazoa, Chordata, Aves, Musophagiformes, Musophagidae.
AUGUGCUCGCAUACUGCCAUGGCCUCCGGCAUGGGCAGCCUCGACAGCCUUGACCUGCUGGACCUCCUCUUCGACCGCCAGGACGGGAUCCUCCGCGGCGUGGAGCUGGGGACACCCCCGGGUGCCUGGCACGAGGACAGGUGUGCCCAAGACAGUGAGGACUUCCUCAGCUCCAUCCUGGGCUCCGGGGACUCAGCAUUGGACUCACCCAGCUGGUCCCCGGCCACCAGCGACAGCGGGGUCUCUGAGGACCCCACCUCUGACCAGCUCGACAGCCCCCCCAGAUGCUGGGACGGGGGUCCUGGCGAGGCCCUGUACCCCUACGCCAACCCCUGUCGGGCUUUGCCUGUCGCGGGGGGUACUGGGGUCCUGCACCCCGAUGUCUCCAUCGACCUGGACGUGUGGCACCCCGGCUUCUUCCCAGAGGAGAAGCAGGACCUGCCUGUGGUCUCCCCACCUGCAUCCUGCAACCUGACUGUCAAGGACCUGCUGCUCUCAGGCAGCUCUGAUGCCCAGCCGCCGGUGCCCCGCUCCCUGCUGAGGCAGGCCAGGGGCAGGUCCAGGAGCCAGGGGCAGUUCCAGGAGCUGGUGCUGACCGAGGAUGAGAAGAAGCUGCUGGCGAAGGAGGGGGUGUCCCUGCCCACGCAGCUGCCCCUCACCAAGUAUGAGGAGCGGGUGCUGAAGAAGAUCCGGCGGAAGAUCAGGAACAAGCAGUCAGCUCAGGAGAGCCGCAAGAAGAAGAAGGAAUAUAUCGACGGGCUGGAGAGCCGGAUGUCAGCGUGCACGGCCCAAAACCAGGAGCUGCAGAGGAAAGUCCUGCACCUGGAGAAGCAGAACUCGUCCCUCCUGGAGCAGCUGAAGAAGCUCCAGGCCCUCGUGGUACAGUCAAGCAACAAGGCGGCGCAGACAGGAACCUGCAUCGCGGUCCUGCUGCUCUCCUUCGCACUCAUCGUCUUCCCCUCCAUCAGCCCCUUUGCCUCCGGCAAGGCCGAGAUGGACGGCGACUUCAGACCCGUGCGAGUUUUCUCCAGGUCCCUGCACAACGCGGCCGCCUCCCGCGUGGUUGACACCCAGCCCCACGCCAGGGACGAGAAGCCCCCAGAGCCGCUGUGGCCCCAGCACAUGGACGAAGCCCCUGAGACCCUGCACGAAGCUUUUGGUGGCCGCACGGUCCCUCCACGCCUGGAUCACCAGCACGCACCGGACUGGCUCUGCGGGCAGAUCUCCGCAGCGGCUCAUCCCAGUCACUGGAGAUGGCAUCAGCUCCCAAAACCCAGCACCCUCGUCCCUGCGCCCCUCUGA